GCGAGACGAAGGGCCUUCCGGCCGCGGCGGCUCCGGCAUGAGGCUCUCGGCGGCGGCUUGGAUCUCGCACGGGCGGGUGCAGCGGCGCCUCGGGCUCGGCCCGCGCUCGCGCCUCGACCUGCUGCGGAACCUGGUCACGGGGCUGGUGCGCCACGAGCGGAUCGAGGCGCCCCGCGCGCGCGUGGACGAGAUGCGCUUCUACGCGGAGCACCUGAUUGACUACGCCAAGCGCGGCGACGGAGACCCCGCGGCUAUGCGCAUGGCCGACUUCUGGCUGACGGAGAAGGACCUGAUCCACAAGCUCUUCAAAGUGCUGGUUCCACGCUUCCAGGCUCACACGGGGCACUACACUCGCAUGCACCAGAUUCCCAACCGAGAGAACCUGGACCGAGCCAAGAUGGCUGUGAUUGAGUACAAGGGGAACGCACUCCCUCCACUUCCUCUCCGCCCCCAUGACAGUGAGAAGACCCUGGUGAACCAGCUGCUGAAGGGCUACCGGGAGGAUUUGUUGAGCACCAGAGAAGCCCAGCAGAAUCUCCCGGAGUGAUGCCCCAUGCGCUCUUUGUGUAGUGCCUCCACCCGCCUUCAUUUCUCUUGGGCCGAGCGGAGCAGCCCUCCACCGCAGCAGGUGUUCCUGACUCUUAGGCUCCAGUGGCAGUUGCAGGGUGCCCCUUUCCAUUGUUCUGUCCCCGUGAUCUCUCAGCAGUGUUGAGGGGUUGCCGUUUUGGAAUUGAGUCUGCCUUGGACAGCUUUGCUAGGCAGCACAGCUUUGUUUCGUUGCCUGGGAGCAUAAAAGGAGAAGGUCUGCUGUCUUCUUUGCCCUUGAAAUAAAUGUAGCCAAUGGACAAAUGCA
Messenger RNA from Varanus komodoensis (Komodo dragon), 853 nucleotides. RefSeq names its product mitochondrial ribosomal protein L17 (gene MRPL17). Bases 38 to 547 code for a protein of 169 amino acids. The record is from RefSeq and is a predicted model, not a curated record. NCBI's taxonomy places the organism in Eukaryota, Metazoa, Chordata, Lepidosauria, Squamata, Varanidae. Gene Ontology annotation, cellular component: ribosome; mitochondrial large ribosomal subunit. Gene Ontology annotation, biological process: translation. Gene Ontology annotation, molecular function: structural constituent of ribosome. The transcript is spliced from 3 exons.